AAUCAGCAUUUAUGUGAACGCACGAGAUACGCAGUCACCGAAGCAAGUUCGAACUGGCGACAUGCAAGCUGGAAGCGCACGCACAGGGCACGGCUCCAACUACCUGUGAAUACUAUCCUUUACGGCAUCUCGUAUUGCACAACUCUUCACGAACUUCGCACCCCGGAAAUGUAGCAUGCUAGAAUGGAAGCCCUCGUGGAGCACGCUCAAAGUUUCAAAGCUGCGCACGCAGCUGCCAUUGUCGAACUAUGUUUUGCUGGACGCAAGAGUUUGGAGCAGAGCAGGAGUGCAGUGAACAAAUGGAACCACGCUGGGAAAUGGAGGCUCCCCACGCGCAAUUUGGCGUCCGGGCGAAAGCAGCUGGCUAUCACAGCGCCGGCGCGGCCGACGAAACCCCACGCCCCGCGAACGUGCCGCCAGCGCGCGGUGCUGUGCCGGACGCCGCGGCCACAGAUGGCGGGCCUGCCGCUAGCCCUGUUGCGCAACCUGCCACAGCUGGACCGCACCCCUCGCCGCCGCAAGGAGUAGGAGCCGGCGUGGCAGCGGGCGUCAACGGGCGUGGCCACGCGUUCACUGACUACGUGGCCACACUCUGGCGGAACCGGGCGCCGGCGCAGGCCAGCGCCUUGGUGCACGGCUUGAUGCCGCACCUAGCCAAAACCAACUGCCACGACCUGGUCGUGCGAUGGCAGGCUGCUGGGCAGCUGCGGCUGGGCAUGGCAUCAUUCAAGCGCCCGCGUGCAAAGCCAUCACGAGCACUGGCUGUGGCAACUCCGGAGGACCUGGUGGCGCUGGUGCUGCGGUGCCGAGCUGAAUGCGCGGAGCCGCACCGCGCAGGUUUCCUGGCCGCCAUCGAAGCGCGCACAAAGGCAGCGCUAGCAGACAGCACAGUCGGCACCAGCUUCGUGGCCUUCACCACACUCACGCCUGCCGCCGUCAAAGCCGCCGCAACAGCUGCGCGGCUGCAAGCGGAGGUGCAGCGGUUACAGCAACUCCGGCAAGAGAACGGCACACCGGAGCCUGCUCCUGCGCAACGGAGAGGUGGCGCUGGCGGCGCUCGCGGCGGCCCUGACAACGAGCACGCCGCUGGCCUGGAUGGCGGCGGUGGCCCCCCUGUGCACCGCCGCCACCCGGAUGGGCUCUGGGCGCGCAGCUGGCGCGGCCGCGGCCGGCGGGCGUGGGACGUGUGCCGCUGGGCGAUCCGCUGGAACACGCUGCGGCAGUUCCUGACGGUCUACGUCUGCUGCGCGCUGUGUGGAUUCACGGCCUACCCAACUGGGGAUGAGAUGGCCAAGUGGGGCAUGCGCACGCCUCUACCUGGGGAACGCCCUCCGCACGAGCUGUACAACUCGCUGCACUCGGGCGUCAUGGCGGCGCCGGACGGCACGUGGAUGCUCUGCCCCACGUGUGCCGGCAAGCAGCAGCAGGACGGCCGGGCGGAGCACGUGGUGUUCCACACGCCCGACUACGCGCGGCAGGUGGUGCGGCUGGAGCCCUCGCUGCAGAUGCUGCUGUCACUGGUCAACGUGGGCGCGGGGUUUGCGGCGAACGCCAAGGGAUACUUCACAGCACGACUGCAGCAGCCGCACGCAGUGGGCGCGGCAAUGCUGGCGUGGGACGACAGCGCAGCUGAACGGGCGCAGCUGGUGCCAGAUGGCGUGCGGGAGGUGCUGGGGUGGAGCCUCGCGUUCAACCCCAUCUACCAGGCGUACCUGUCCGUCAUAGAACAGCGCGGGCAGGACGCGCCGCAGCCGUUCCUGGGCCCGGAGGCGGUAGCAUCCUUUGCUGCUGAUGCCAUCGCCCGCAGUCCCGUAGCCUACAUGCUGCCUGAGCACAACGACAUGUGCAAGCGCGUGCUGGCGGCGGUGAUGCCCACACUGCCGCCGCCGCUUUCCCUCCGCGCGCCGCCCACAUCCUAUACGGCCGGCACGCUGCAACCACGCGCUGGGUUGCUGGGCGCAGCGGCUGUGGGCGGGGCCCUGGCUGUCGGAGGCGACGGGCUCACACAGCCACAGGUCAUCGUCUUGCCAGACGGCUCGGCUGCCGCCUCCUCAGCGGCAGUCAGCGGCCAGGACCUGCUGCUGACCGCGGAGCUGGCGAUGUUCCCAUACCUGUUCCCUUUUGGCUCCGGUGCAUUUGGCGGGUCAGCCAUGGCGUUCAGUGAGUACCUGCAGUUCCGCGCCCGCUGCUUCCUGUCAGUGUGGACUCUCGUACAGCCAUACCUGCUGCUCAUGUUCGCUGUGCGAACCACUACUCAGCUGUACGGCGGCCACCGCACCAAGGUGGUGCUUGAGCGCGCCAUUGCUGACUACCGGAAGCGGCAUCCUGACGCCAGUGACGCCAAGCUCAUCAAGCACAUCAUCAAGUACAGCCUCCCAUCUACCAUGCCCAACACGCCGUCCUGGCACCGCCGCAACCUUCAAGACCUGCUGUGGCAGUUUGCGGCCUUCCUAGACAUCAUCCGCGUGCGCCCGCCCACGGCGGCUGAGCUUGAGGCCGUGUUUGGCCGGUGGAGCCCCGCCACGACGCUGACGCCUGCCAGCCCGGACCCCGCCGCCUGCAGCCCCUACUACAUCUCAGAGGACAUGGUGGCACUCCUGUCCAAUGAGCGCACCACAGUGCUGUGCACGCACGUGGAGGACGCCAAGUCCUACAACCACGCCAUCCUUGAGCGCUUGGCCGCGACCGGCGCGGUGGGCAGCGUGGAGCCCUGCCCACUGCAGCACGAUGUUCCGGCGCGCUCGGUGGCAGAGGCAGGCCUGGAGAACUGGCUGCGCGACCCGUCCUUCAGAACAAUCGAGCAGGUGGCCGUGGGCGCGCGCGUGGUGCCGGUGGAGAACUGCGACCUGCACAAGGGCGCCGCCAAUGGUGCGGCGGGUGUUGUCACGCAGCUAAGCUAUGAGACGCGCGAUGACGGCCUGCGGCAGGUAUCCGGAGUCAAGGUGCGGCUGACGGACAGCGGCAAGAGCCUGUGGGUUGGGCGGCGCACCAGCGAGUACAACUGGUUCAGCGGCGUCAAGUACAGCAAGCACGCCUUGCCACUCACGCUCGGCUGGGCCAUCACCGCCCACCGCUCUCAGGGUGCGACGCUCACCGGCGGCACCAUCAUCCAUGCACGCAGUGUGUUUACGCCCGGCCAGCUGUACGUCAUGCUCUCACGCGUUACAGAGCGGCGGCUGCUGCGCCUGGUCGGCCCCCUCCGGCCCGACCUGUUCACACCGGUCCGCCUGCCUAACUUUGUCCAAAUCGACGCUCUGGCAGAUAAGCAGCGCGCAUUGCAGGCUGCUGCAUUUGCGGCGGCCGCGACCGCUGUGUUGGUGGCCACCGCCACGCACCCUCCGGUGGCACCUGCUAUGGAGCCAACGGCCCUUGACGGCCUGGACUAGGGACUGGGCACCUGGGCGCCCGGUCGGUUCCUCACCCUGCCAUCACCUUUCCUUCAUUGUGAUUUGAUUGUUUCAUGCCCAUGUGCGGGCAAUGCAAGGACAUACCUGACAGCUGUUGCAUUGGUCCACGGUAGGACUGCCUAGGACUUCACGCUGGUGUGCAUGCCAAAGACUCCAUACCUGCAGUAUGCAUGUUCCUGCCUUCCUGUGGUGGGUUACGCAACGCGCUGUUUUUUUUUAAUGCCUAGGGUCGCGCUUGACCGACGCUGGUGGGCUCACUUGAUUGGCCUGGUGAUGCCUGGCGCCAGCUUUGCAGCUCUGCGGCAUGUGCGUCACACCUGUUGUGUUCACCAAUAACCUUCGCUGUAUCACCUCGCUGUCAUGGGAAGAUCGCGAGACUCGGCCUCCAUCACAACCUA
Messenger RNA from Chlamydomonas reinhardtii, 3805 nucleotides. RefSeq lists its product as uncharacterized. The transcript has 9 exons. The coding region runs from base 318 to 3386 and encodes 1022 amino acids. Lineage: Eukaryota; Viridiplantae; Chlorophyta; Chlorophyceae; Chlamydomonadales; Chlamydomonadaceae. The record is from RefSeq and is a predicted model, not a curated record.